GAGAGAGAAUCUCAGUAUGACACAGUAGUUUUCAUCCGUAGCCUGGUCCGCAUUAACCCGGGUUACAGUAGCAGAUGAUGCGGACGGUCGGGCUGCUGUCGGCCGCGGUGCUGGCUCUGCUGCUGGCCACCGCAGUGCGUUGCUCUCGGGCGGAGAUGAUCGACGAGAUCCUGAACAGCCUCUCCAAAGGAGCAGCCUUUCUGGAGCGGCAGCGAGAGCACAUCAACCUGGACGGUGUGGUGGGCUUCCUCGUGCUGCAGGCUGAACUGAAGGAAGCAGUUCGGACCUGGCCUCACACCGACAUGGUCAGCUGGUCUCAGAGAACCACCGCUGUGGCGCUGGUUCAGCAUCUGGACCAAAGCUUUGAGAAAGCUGUGUUGGCACUACAGCAGAAUGACCCCCAGUACUACAGAGAGUUCGAGCCCCUGCUGUCCUGGACGUUCUGGACGGUUCCUCAGGAGUGGAGCGCCACAGAUCCCAGCCUGGUCUACUCCACCACCUUGUCCACUGAGUGCUAUGACGAGCAGCUCAGUGACAAAUGUCUGACCCUGCUGCUGGGAACCUGGAAGAUCAAUGGGACGCCCUGCAUCGUCACCAAGCCCUGCCGGGACACCAUGACCCGCUUCGGUUGUCCACAUUACUCCCUGUCCCACCAGCUGCUCUACUUCAUAAUCGGAAAAAUGAGAGGCUGUACCAACCUGCUGAAAGGUGACACUCGAGCUUCGAGGAUCAACAUGACGGAGAAGAACUAUGAGAAGAUCUUCUGCUCCAACAUGAUGAAGACCAACGAGGACAUUGUCCAAAAUGGCCUGAACCAGCAGAACGUGGACAUCUUUGUGGAAAACAUCCUCAUCUGUGGAUUGGCUGGGUUUUCUGACUUCUUCAAAACGGAUUGGCUGCAGCACAUCCUGCGGCUGCAAGACGACGAGCUCGGCUGCUUCGGCAGAGACCAGAACAUCAUGUCUCAGAUGAUUGGAGACGAGCUGCUGGAACAGCUGCAGCCGCAGCUACAGCGCCGAGUGAAGAGGAGGGAGAAGGUCCUUCCAGACGGCUGCUCCAGUCACAUGACUGCGGUGGCGGUGGGCGCUCUGGGAGGAUACCUCAACUACUUCCUUACAGAGCAGGACAUCACCAAGAGGCCUCUCUCCUGAGGAAACACUGGAGACGAACUGGAAUAAAACUAUGAUGUUUAAAAUCA
This is a messenger RNA of Cynoglossus semilaevis (tongue sole), 1198 nucleotides long. RefSeq names its product chromosome 17 C16orf89 homolog (gene c17h16orf89). NCBI's taxonomy places the organism in Eukaryota, Metazoa, Chordata, Actinopteri, Pleuronectiformes, Cynoglossidae. The coding region runs from base 75 to 1151 and encodes 358 amino acids. The record is from RefSeq and is a predicted model, not a curated record. Gene Ontology annotation, cellular component: cytosol; membrane. The transcript has 8 exons.